Lagenorhynchus albirostris (white-beaked dolphin) is the source of this 1534-nucleotide messenger RNA. It is a transcript of the gene STX6, whose product is annotated as syntaxin 6. Gene Ontology annotation, biological process: vesicle fusion; intracellular protein transport; Golgi vesicle transport. The transcript is spliced from 7 exons. Gene Ontology annotation, molecular function: SNAP receptor activity; SNARE binding. Gene Ontology annotation, cellular component: endomembrane system; synaptic vesicle membrane; SNARE complex. Lineage: Eukaryota; Metazoa; Chordata; Mammalia; Artiodactyla; Delphinidae. The record is from RefSeq and is a predicted model, not a curated record. The coding region runs from base 187 to 1365 and encodes 392 amino acids.
UUCGGUCUGCGGUGCCGACGAAGUGCUGGACCCGCGGCGGGCCAGUGCACCCCGGCCUGCGCGCGCAGAGGCUCCGGGUCCCUCAGGCCGAGGCGCCGGCGGCCGCGCGAGGCGGGUGGGGUGGGCAGCGUUCGCCGGGCGCGCUGUGCGCGGAGCAAGCGUGAGGCGGCCGGGGGCCGGGACGCCAUGUCCAUGGAGGACCCCUUCUUUGUGGUGAAAGGAGAGGUACAGAAAGCAGUCAACACUGCACAGGGAUUGUUUCAGAGAUGGACAGAGCUCCUCCAGGACCCAUCCACAGCCACGAGGGAAGAAAUCGACUGGACCACCAACGAGCUGAGAAACAACCUCCGGAGCAUAGAGUGGGAUUUAGAGGACCUUGACGAAACCAUCAGCAUAGUCGAAGCAAAUCCUAGGAAAUUCAACCUCGAUGCAACCGAAUUGAGUAUAAGAAAAGCUUUCAUCACAAGUACUCGGCAAGUCGUCAGGGACAUGAAGGAUCAGAUGUCAACUUCAUCUGUGCAGGCAUUAGCUGAAAGGAAAAAUAGACAGGCCCUGCUAGGAGACAGUGGCGGACAGAACUGGAGCACUGGAACGAUGGAUAAAUAUGGGCGCCUUGACCGGGAGCUCCAGUUGGCCAAUUCCCAUUUCAUCGAGGAGCAACAGGCACAGCAGCAGCUGAUCGUGGAACAGCAGGAUGAGCAGUUGGAGCUGGUCUCUGGCAGCAUCGGGGUGCUGAAGAACAUGUCCCAGCGCAUCGGAGGGGAGCUGGAGGAGCAGGCAGUAUCGGCGCCAGUGGUGUGCCAUCGCUGUCCUCUUCGUGGUCCUCCUGGUCGUGCUCAUCCUCUUCUUAGUGCUGUGACAGCGGGGCCCCCGGCUCGCUUCCUCCUGCACAGGAACCUGAGGGGAGAGGGAGAAGCAGCGCACGGUGUGCCCGCCCCUCGCGUCCCUCGCCUGGAAACACAGCCUGCGCUGACUUUUCUCUCUGUGACCCCACCAUGGAGACAGGUCCUUCAGCCCAGCUUGGGGAGGGCCGGCGGGAAGAGGAAGUCGACGACUGCACACUCCUGGUGCCCCCCUGGCCUGGAUCCGAGGACAGCGGGCCCUGCUUUGCCCCCCUGGACCUCGCUCCCCCUGGAGGGCCUUCGAGGAAUCCAGAAAAAUUCGCAGACUCGGCUCGUGUUGCCUGUUGCUCAUUCCAUCUGUCUUGGCAGCUCCUCCUGCCCCCCACCCCCGGCUCAGACCCUUCCCCCGCCAGACAGCACGCGCUGGCCCAUCCAGGGGCAUCCAUCGGGGGUGCGGGCCCCUGGGGUGGGUCUCACAUCCUGUCGCGGCAGCGUCCCUUUGCCCCCGAAAGCUGGCGGUUAGUGGGGACAGAGGGCUCGGAAGUACUUUGUGACAGAAGAUGCAGUGACUGGUUUUUCAGGGAUAAGUGCUAGGGUGAAAGUGCUUCCCCGAGCACAGUUUUUUGUGGUAGGAAUAACCAAUGGAAAAGAAUGAAGAGCACUGGGCUUUGGGGGUGCUGGCAACUUGUGGC